AUGACCCCCAAACCCCUCAUAACACACCUCUACACCGCCGACCCCUCAGCCCACGUCUUCAACAAAAAGCUCUACAUCUACCCCUCCCACGACCGCGAAACAGACAUCGCCUUCAACGACAAUGGCGACCAAUACGACAUGCACGACUACCACGUCUUCUCCAUGGACUCACCCUCCGGCCCCGUAACAGACCACGGGCCCGUCCUCUCCGCCACCGACGUCCCCUGGGUCUCCAAGCAAAUGUGGGCGCCCGACGCCGCAACCAAGAACGGGCAAUACUACCUGUACUUUCCCGCGCGCGACAAGGACGGCAUAUUCCGGAUCGGCGCCGCGGUGGCCCCAAACCCAGAGGGCCCCUUCGUGCCGCAAGCCUCCUACAUCGCCGGCAGCUACAGCAUCGACCCGGCCUCGUUCGUCGACGACGACGGCACGGGCUACCUCUAUUUCGGCGGGCUGUGGGGCGGCCAGUUGCAGUGCUGGGUGGAGGAUGGCAGCGGGAGCGGGGCGCUGACAUUCGAUGCGUCGCGCGCCGGGCCCCAGGAGCCGGGUGGUGCGGGUGUGCGCGCGCUCUUUCCGCGCGUGGCGCGGCUGAGCGAUGACAUGCUCUCCUUUGAGGGGGGGGUGCGCGAAUUGAGGAUUCUGGCGCCUGAGACGGGGGAGCCGCUUGCGGCGGAUGAUCAUGAGCGCAGGUUUUUCGAGGCGGCGUGGAUGCAUAAGUAUAAGGGCACGUAUUAUUUUUCGUAUUCGACGGGUGAUUCGCAUUAUCUUGUUUAUGCGACGGGGGCGUCGCCGUUUGGGCCGUUUACGUACCGCGGGAGGAUUUUGGAGCCGGUGCUUGGGUGGACGACGCAUCAUUCUAUUGUGGAGUUUCAGGGGAGGUGGUGGUUGUUUUAUCAUGAUUGUGAGUUGUCUGGGGGCGUGGAUCAUUUGAGGUCGGUUAAGAUGAGGGAGAUUGUUUAUGAUGAUGAGGGGGCGAUUAGGCUUGUGGAGGAGUAG
This is a messenger RNA of Penicillium verhagenii, 996 nucleotides long. RefSeq names its product glycoside hydrolase family 43 protein. Lineage: Eukaryota; Fungi; Ascomycota; Eurotiomycetes; Eurotiales; Aspergillaceae. The record is from RefSeq and is a predicted model, not a curated record. Gene Ontology annotation, biological process: carbohydrate metabolic process. The transcript has a single exon. The coding region runs from base 1 to 996 and encodes 331 amino acids. Gene Ontology annotation, molecular function: hydrolase activity, hydrolyzing O-glycosyl compounds.